Messenger RNA from Lathyrus sativus (Indian pea), 825 nucleotides. The record is from the annotation of a GenBank genome assembly. Lineage: Eukaryota; Viridiplantae; Streptophyta; Magnoliopsida; Fabales; Fabaceae.
AUGGAUCCCAAAAACUCAACACAGCAAACGUCCAACAACAACAUGGGAGAUGAUAUCAACAAACAACAAUCUUCAGAAUCAAAGAAUCUCCGGACUGUGUUAUCUGAAACAAAACAAGAUGAAACAAAGAAACAGCUUGCACCAAAAAGAACAUCAAACAAAGACAGACACACAAAAGUUGAAGGAAGAGGAAGAAGGAUAAGGAUGCCGGCUUUAUGCGCUGCAAGAAUCUUUCAACUAACGAAAGAGUUGGGUCAUAAAUCAGAUGGUGAAACAAUUCAAUGGCUUCUACAACAAUCCGAACAGUCGAUCAUAGCUGCAACCGGAACAGGAACAAUACCGGCUUCAGCUUUGGCUUCUUCUGGUAACACUUUGACAUCACAAGGUUCAUCUUUGUCUUCUGGUUUACAAUUGCAUCAGAAACUUGAUGAAAGAACCAGUUGGGCCCAUCAGGCCCAUCAGGUUAGUUCAUCAAGUUUAUGGCCCCAUGGAUUUGGAUUUCAUCAAUCAUCAUCUGGUUUAACUAGUACAGCUAGUGAAAAUAGUUCAAAUUAUUUUCAGAAAAUUGGGUUUUCUGGAUUUGAUAUGCCAGGGACUAAUUUGGGAGGAAUGAGUUUUACAUCAAUUUUGGGUGGAAAUCCACAGAUGCCACCUGGUUUGGAAUUAGGUUUGUCACAAGAUGGACAUAUUGGUGUGUUGAAUCAACAGGCUUUGAGUCAGAUUUAUCAGCAGUUUGGUCAAAAUCAUCAAACUAGGGUUCAUCAACAUAAUCAGAACCAGAAUCAGAAUACUACUAAGGAUGAUUCUCAAAGUUCAGAACAGUAG